Molecule: messenger RNA, 4181 nt
Organism: Drosophila sechellia
Lineage: Eukaryota; Metazoa; Arthropoda; Insecta; Diptera; Drosophilidae
Gene: Ir47a
Product: Ionotropic receptor 47a
Source: RefSeq, a predicted model, not a curated record
UUCAAGUAUUUCCGCUCUCGACUCAAGUGUGCAAUCGAAAGUGAAUCCGCAUCCGCAUCCGUGUGCCGCUUCCGUUAUAACGGAACUGUUGUCCUUACCAAUUCUCGCUUUGCCUUCCCGGCUGUUUGCUCUACGUGGGUAAUUUUUUAUAUCAAUAAAAGUUUAUCUGAAGGUACAUGCACACACAAAGUAGUUGGGCGCCAGUAUUUAUCUGGGCUUGGUUCCGCACUCACAAGCCCUCAAAACGAUGGGAAAUGUUUCAAAUGGUUUUAUAAAUAUAAAGUAGUUUUUGGAAAGGGUCAGAAGGAAGAAAACUCGUUGGAAAAACUUCGUUUGAUAUAAGCGAGUACUACAAUAUUUCCAUUCCCUUUGAUACAGCCGAUUAAAUAUUAGCAGCAAAACAAAAGACGUCGAUAUUUAUAGCAUCUAUGGCUUCUGAAACUGAUCGAUACCAUCCACAUUGUUAACUUUAAAAUCCUUUUGUCCAAUAAUUUACUAAUAGCGACAAAACGUACCCAAUUAGCUUGUUAACAUGUUGCCUUAAAAGUUAUAAUGAGAUAAAAGAAAGUCCACUGAAUGAGCUUCUUUAAAAAUACCAAUACCACACACACCAGUGCCCUUUUGGCAGAAGAAAGCCCCUUACCCUUUGAAUUUCUGCUCUUUCUCCUCCAUUUGCGGUUUUGUACUGAGGUUUGUUGUUUCCGUUGCCUUGUUGCAUUUGACAUUAUGCGCAUUAAAUGCGCUUGGAAUGCUCUGCUUCCUCCGGCUGCUAGGACUCCUGCUUCCUUCCACAAACACAAACUGCCACUGACAAUGAUAAGCGGACGAGGAGGAGAGCCGGAAGUGUUGGUAAGGAGGCAGGAGAGCCGGGAGCUAAGAACCAGGAGCCGGGAGCUGGGAGUCGGGAGACUGCAGACAGAGGUAGACAGCUGCCAAAGCGCUUUGUAAAUUAUGUCGUUGAGGGGCUUCAGCUCGAGUGGGUUUUAUGGGGAAAGUAACCAAAAACGGAAUAAAAGCACUACCGUAUGGCAGGACAUAAACAUGUGUGUUCGAAAGUUUCCGAGCUUGGGGCACAAUGGCUGCUCUGCCUUUAAUUAAAUAUUUACAAACCUGGAGGUUGCCGCGGUGUGAAAGUAAUUUGAGUUUAAUAUUCAUGCUAAUUUAAAUAUGAAAACGCAGUUCGCGGAUUACAGUGCGUAUACGUAAUGCUUACCUUGAUUGCUGGUUUUCAGAGAACUUUAGAUGGGGGUUUGAUUUGAAUUACAUUAGUGGUAUGCGGAUAUACGUUUUAAAACGAAUGGUAGUUUCGUCUGUGACAUCAGUUCAGUUUCAAAAGGCCAUAAAAAAUGAGGCAAAUAAAACUCUUAGUCUGGUUACUGGUCGGCGGAGUGGUUUCCUCAACGGAACAACUCCAAUUCCUAAAGAAUUUCCUAGAAGCGGUGCACAAAGAGAGAUAUAUUUCAACUAUUCUUCUAAUGCAAAGGAAAGUCCAUAAACACUAUUUUCUGCACGGACUUUACCCCAUAUCCUGGCCUAUAAUUCGCUUUGACGAAACUAAAAGAGUUGAACUAGUAAACAAUUUUAACAAGGACAUCCUGGCUCUGGAUUUCAAUCAUAUUAGAGAUGCGAGGAUUAUGAUCUGGUUACAGAUGAGCCCUUCGGAAACUUUUCUUCAAAAUAUUGUUUUUCAGGCAUCUGAGCAAAAGUUUCUUAAUCUCGUGGUAAUAGAAAAUACAUUAAAAACUCGACGAUUUUAUCCAUUUCCCCAGCCAAUGGUGCAAGUUAUCGACAAACCUUUCGAAGAAAAGGAAAUAUAUCCCGCUCUUUGGCGCAACUUUAUGGGCAAAAAUGCAAUAGCUGUGCCCGACUUGGUGCCACCACGGAGCUUCUAUUCUUUUAAUCCAAAAACCGGUCAUAGAACGCAAAGUGGAUCUGUCUACAAAGUCUUUAAAGCCUUUACGCAGAGAUACAAUAUUACCAUGCUCUUGAAAUGGCCCCUCAACACAAAUACUACCCAAAAGGAAAUUAUCGAAAGGACUGUUCGGGGAGAGAUUGACUUACCACUAACCGGGCAGUUGAUUAGCUUUAGACACCCAAACGGAAGUAGGGCUCAGCCUCUUUUAGGAAUGACAGCCCUAUCUAUCGCCGUUCCUUGUGGUCCGGAGUUGCCAAUGUUUGAUCGGUUCUUUUUGGUCUACGGACACUACGUCCUGCUAAACAUCAUAGAGAUCAUACUUGGAACCCUAAGCGAUCGAGUCAAACGCCAUCCAAGACAUGAGAAGAUCCUAAACCUGGUGCUCAACCUACGGGUGUUCAGUUGCAUUCUGUCCCUGCCCACUCCACAAGGGAAUCGACUUAGGUCCGUCAAUGGUCAGCUGACCAUGGUGAUGAGUAUCACAGGCCUCAUUCUAUCCUGCAUUGUGGCAGCACAAACGAGUACUAUUCUCACCAUGAAGCCCCAAUACCGGCAUAUCAAGAACUUUCAGGAACUGCGCGACAGUAACAUAACCGUGGUUUGUAACCACCUUAACUACAUACAGCAAAUGGAUCCCAAGUUUUUAGCCAAGUUCAUGCAGAACAUCUGGAUUGUGAGCAGCAUUGAGCAGAUGAAGAUGAUCUUUGAUUUGAAUACGAGCUACGCCUUCCAGACAUUCUCCUAUAAAAGAGACCCCUUUACGCUGCUUCAAAUGCACACUACCCGUAAGGCCUUUUGCAGGACCACGAAUCUAGAUGUGGUCAGUGGACUCGCUUAUACUGCUGUUCUCGAAAAGAAUUCGAUCUACGCUUUGCCCCUGCAGGACUACACCCUUCAGGUCUUUAGUGCCGGUCUGGUCUAUUACUGGGCGGAAGAGGCUAUUCGGGAUCUUAUCUCCACCGUGAGGCACUCACAAUUGGAAAAGCUACCCAUUGUAACCGGAUAUCAAUCUCUGAAGCUGCAGGAUUAUAAAGGCUGUUGGAUGAUUCUCCUAAUCGGUGGCGCUCUAGCCUUUUGUGUAUUCAUCGUGGAAGUUGUCGUGGGCUCCAAAUAGCGAGAGAUAUGAAAGACACUAGACAGCAAAAUAUGUUAUAAAAUGUUAAAUAUUAUAAAUCAUAAUCAAAUUGCAAUUUUAAAUGCUUAGUUUGCUUACAAAGCUUCCUUAACUUAUAAAAUAUAAAUUGUAUGUCUUAAUCAAAAAAGCACCGCAAUUUUCAAAUAUAAAGCAGUCAUUUUAAAAGGGGGUUGCCAAAAGCGUAUACCUUUCUUAUCUAUUUUCACAGUGAUAAUUGUUGUAUUAAUAAUAAUUUCAAUAAAAAACCUCAGAUUGCGUAGUUGAGAUGGAAUAUGUAGCGUUUAAAUUGAUUACAGGCUGGCAGAGCUUUUUAGAUGGGCGUCCGAUUUAAAAUGCAUUAUUGCUAAUAUGCACGGAUAUGACUUUAAAAUGGGAAUGCACAAUUCCAAGUGAUUUUAGUUCACUAGAAUUAAUCCAGAAGUCAUGAGGGAAGCUCAAAUGAUUAUUUUCUUGUUGGCAAGUGCUGCAGCAGUGACUGUGAAACAAUAUGAGUUCCUUCAAAGUUUCCUGAAAGCAGUGGAGCGAACAAACGAUAACCACUCUUCUGAUGAUGCAAAGCCACGUUCAGAAAAAGAAUCUUUUUCAAGGAAUAUAUCCGUUACCCUGGCCCAUAAUCCAUUUGGAUGAAACUCAAAGAAUUGAGUUGGUUAACCACUACAAUAAGGGAAUCAUGGCUCUGCUCUAUAUGAAUUCUGAGAAGGAUAUAUUGCUUCUCUCAUCAUUGGUUGCCAAUUUAGAUCACAUGCGAGAGGCCAGGAUUGUGAUUUGGCUUGGUCUCGAGUCUACGGAGAAGCAGAAACAAGCAGAUGUGCUCAAGUUCCUUAAUAUUUUGCUAAUAGAAAGAACCUUACAACUUUUGCGCUUUUUUCCAUUUCCUCAGCCGAAGUUCGAAAGACUCGAUAAGCCCCUUGGAAAGUCUAAUAUUUUCCCAGUUCUAUGGCAUAAUUAUAUGGGAAAAAUUGCUUUGACAUUAGAUCACUUGGUGGAACCGCUAAGUUUCUACUGGACGGAUCCCAGUACGAAUGUAAAACGACACACUGGAUAUAUAUACAAGUUGAUUACAAAUUUUGCCGAGCAGCACAAUAUCACUUUGCUACUGGACAGUCCUCCCAGCGAAGAAAUGUCCCAAAU